GUGUCAUCUGUGGUGUCGUUUCGUUCGUUGAAUUAUGUUUUGGAUGGGUUGGGUCGGUGUUUUUGCUGGAUAGCUCGUUAUAUUUUGAGUGUAUUUUAAAAAGUUAUCUACAGAACUCAUAACAUUUUUUAAAUCUAUUAAUAUAGAAUUGUAAAAAUGAUUGCAAAAGUCUGUAUAUUAUUAACGAUAUAUGUAUUACCCACUGUGUUAAGCGUUAGGUGUUAUCAAUGCGCAUCAUCACAAGACAACAAGGGCGAAGACACAUGCGGCGCUUACAAGAAAUUCGACAGAGACAGCCAUGUAGCAGUGGAGUGUAACAGUGAUGAAUCUCAUAUGCCUGGAUCAUUUUGUAUGAAAUUAACACAACAAGGACCUAAAGGCUUUAUAUGGGAUGGUAGGUGGCGACAAGUAAUUAGAAGAUGUGCGUCUGUUGCCGAUACGGGUGUGACUGGAGUAUGCAACUGGGGUGUUUAUCCUAACGGAGUGUACUGGGAGGAAUGCUACUGUUCCUCUGAUGAAUGUAACAAUUCAUCAUAUUUAAAGGAAUCACUAACUCUCAUAUUUAGUACUAUUAUGAUUGUAUUUUACUUGCAGAAAUUAUUAUAAAAGCAAUAUUAGUAUCAACUUAUUUUUGUAUUAGAUUCUUCAUAAGAUUAAGUGACAUGAAUAUGACAAUAUAAGUGCCUUUGACACAAGCAUAUUUUGAUUUUUCUUGAAUAUUUUAUAGUUAAAAAAAAACAUAUUUUUGUUCUUAUGAUGUAGUGACUGAAUUUGAAUCUCAAAUAAGUGUAAAAUUAUUCUAGUAUAAAAUAAAUUAGGAUUUCCACUAACUGUCAAGGAAAGGAAGUUUCUGUUUAGGAGUAUUUAUGUUGUUAACCAUUAUUUUUGUAAUUGUAAUUAAUAAUAGUCUGCAAUGUUUGUAGAACUCUAUGCUUUCUAACAUGUU
Messenger RNA from Achroia grisella, 946 nucleotides. RefSeq lists its product as uncharacterized. Lineage: Eukaryota; Metazoa; Arthropoda; Insecta; Lepidoptera; Pyralidae. Gene Ontology annotation, biological process: positive regulation of voltage-gated potassium channel activity; sleep; regulation of synaptic transmission, cholinergic. The coding region runs from base 157 to 606 and encodes 149 amino acids. The record is from RefSeq and is a predicted model, not a curated record. The transcript is spliced from 3 exons.